AUGGGAGACCGCCAGGAGCAACCAAAGGAGAUCAGCAGUGGUGGCGGUAGCCUCGAGCUGCCUCCAGGGUUCCGCUUCUACCCCAGUGAUGAGGAGAUAAUCACUUUCUACCUCAUGCCCAAGGUGCACCAAAGCAGCUUCACUUGCAACGCCAUGGGAGAGAUUGAUUUUAAUAAGACCGAGCCAUGGGAACUGCCUAAUAAGGCAAAAUUGGGGGAGAAAGAAUGGUACUUCUUCUACAAGAAGGAUCGUAAGUACCCAACUGGGACGAGGGCAAAUCGGGCCACGAAGGAUGGCUACUGGAAGGCCACCGGCAAGGAUAAGGAAAUCUAUAGGGAUGUAGUAGGGCCAGCACUGCCACAACUCAUUGGCAUGAAGAAGACGCUCGAUGAUUGGGUGGUUUGUCGUGUGUUCCACAAGGCCACUGGAAAGAAAAGGACAUCUGCACUGCCACAGUACAACCUGGACACAACUGGUCAUGGGAUUGAUGAAAGAAGCACACCUAUGGCUAUGCCACAACAAUUUCCUAUGCUAUCAGACUUCACAAUGAAUCUACAGGUAUCCUACUACUCGAUCGCUAACGCAAGCUCCUCGUUGGUGUCACCUAUGAUGCCACCGAUGCCAGACAUGGGCAGCAUCGGUAUUCAGAUGAACAACACCCUAUUUAGGGACCUGAUGGCCAUUAUGCCGCCAAUGUCCUACCUCCAGAUGGGCAUGGGAAUAGCAAGCACUGACAACGUCAUGGCUGCACGGAACAAUGGCCUUUCGUCGAUGGUAUCACAAAAUGACAAUGGGAUGAAUCCUGAUCAGACAAUUGCUAUCGAAAUGUCAUACAUGGUGUCUGCAGCCCAAGAGUAUGUGGCCACCAUAGACAUGGAUAGCAUCUGGGAAUAUUGA
Molecule: messenger RNA, 897 nt
Organism: Panicum virgatum (switchgrass)
Lineage: Eukaryota; Viridiplantae; Streptophyta; Magnoliopsida; Poales; Poaceae
Product: NAC domain-containing protein 79-like
Exons: 3
Coding region: 1-897 (298 amino acids)
Biological process (GO): regulation of DNA-templated transcription
Molecular function (GO): DNA binding
Source: RefSeq, a predicted model, not a curated record